UUCAAAGUUCAAGUCCAAGGAUCUCCACGGACAAGGGAUGGGAGGAAAUCCCAAAUCUGAUCCCGGGACCAUCCCAAGUCUCCAGGAUACAAAGGCCAGAAUUCCUUAAACACAAAAGAUAAAAGGAAAAGGGGGGAAAAAGGGGGGAAUCCUUGGAAAAAGAGAGUUCAGGCUAAGUGAGUUCCUGCCCCUGCAGGGAUUUUCAGGGAUUGGGAUGAAGGGAAAAUCGUGCAUGGAAUGCUUGAGGGGCACUCAGAAAGGGUAAAAAAAAUCAGAAUUCGGGGGUUUGGGUUGAAAGACAUCCCAGGAUGGGCCAGGCCAAGAAUACAAAGGUUUUUGGGCUGAGGAAAAGGAGGCUCAGGACGUUAUUUAGGUUGGAAAUGGUAAAAUGAUGGAAUUUUCAGAGCAGGAAGGGUGAUCAGAAUGGUGGGAAAACCCCAAAAAUCCUCAGGAAUUGUGGCUGAUUUGGGAUUGGAGUGUUUGGAGUGGAACGUUGUGCCAGGGAAUCCAUCCCAAAACUCUCCAGGAGUGCAAGGAGUGGGGGGAUAAAAGACCCCUAAAAAAGAAAUAUUCCCAAUAUUUAGGAUCUUUUCACUCAUUCCCAGCAGGUGUAAUCCCAUAAAUAAAUAUUCCAAAUAUUUCAGGAUAAUUCCUCUUCCCUCUUUUCAUACAGGUGCAAUCCCAAACAGAAACAUCCUCAGUAUUUCAGGAUAAUUCCCCUUCACUCAUUCCCCGCAGACACAAUCCCAUAAAUAAAUAUUCCCGAUAUUCCAGGAUCUUUUCCCUGUUUUCCGCCUGAUUCCCACCACUCCUCCUGCUGCGCACAAACCCACAAGUGGGGAAGGAACAUUUUUCCUCCUUCCCAAGGUGCCGAGGGGUUAAAUCCCUUUUCCAGAGGAGUCUCGGGCCAGGACAGCCGGUGGCGCUGGCGGAGCGGGAUCCGGGAAUUUCGGGAUAAUGGGAUUUACGGAGCGCUGCCGGCUCAUCCCUGCGGAGCGAUCCAUCGGGAACGCGCCCACAGCGCGAUGCCAGCCGGGCACAGGAGGCUGCAGGGGAAAAAAACCCAAAAUCCUCGUUCCAAAGCGUUGGGGAAUGGUUCAAAAAUAAACCCCAAAAAUCCAAGAUAUCACCCGCGCGCAAACCCGCCCGCCCGGCCGCGCCGAGAUCCGUGAACCGCAAAGUUUACCGGAGCGUGCGGGCGGCGCCGCCAUGAUUGUACCGGGGGGGGGGACGGGGACACGGGGACAAACUGGGGGGGACUGGGACAAACUGGAGGGGAUGGCGACGAACCGGGGGGAACGGGGACAAGCGGGGGGACGGGGAUAAACGGGGGGGACGGGGAUAAACGGGGGUACGGAGAUAAACGGGGGGGGAACCUGCGUGGCUCGGGGCCACAUCCGCCACCCCCCGCUGUCCCCGCGCUGUCCCCGCGCUGUCCCCCGGUCCCUUCAUCAGCGCCUCGCCCCGCCCGCUUGCGGCUUCUCGCUGUCCCCGCUGUCCCCCCCGGCGGUCCCCCGGGAGAGGCGGGGAGGGGGCAGCACGGAGGAGGAGGAGGAGGAGGAGGAGGAGGAGGAGGAGCGCGCAGAGGGAGGCGGGGGGGCAGGAAACCCUCCUGGAAGUAUGAAGGAGAUGGUGGGAGGCUGCUGUGUGUGUUCCGACGAGCGCGGCUGGGCGGAGAACCCGCUCGUCUACUGCGACGGCCACGGCUGCAAUGUGGCCGUGCACCAAGCUUGUUAUGGAAUUGUGCAGGUUCCCACGGGCCCCUGGUUCUGCCGGAAAUGUGAAUCCCAGGAAAGAGCCGCCCGGGUGAGGUGCGAGCUGUGUCCCCACAAGGACGGGGCCCUGAAGCGCACGGACAACGGGGGCUGGGCCCACGUGGUGUGUGCCCUGUACAUCCCCGAGGUGCAGUUUGCCAACGUGCUCACCAUGGAGCCCAUCGUGCUCCAGUACGUCCCCCACGACCGCUUCAACAAGACCUGCUACAUCUGCGAGGAGCAGGGGCGGGAGAGCAAGGCGGCCUCGGGGGCCUGCAUGGCCUGCAACCGGCACGGCUGCCGCCAGGCCUUCCACGUCACCUGUGCACAGAUGGCCGGACUCCUGUGCGAGGAGGAGGUGCUGGAGGUCGACAACGUCAAAUACUGUGGCUACUGCAAAUACCACUUUAACAAAAUGAAGACCUCGCGCCAUUCCGGGGGCAGCUCCUUCCUCCCGGGCCGGCGCAGCCGCUCGGCGUCCCCGGCCCAGGAGAAACACCUGUCCCACCACGAGCGGCCAAAAAAGGUUCCUGUUCUUUCCCAGAGCCGCAAGGACAAGGAGAGGCCGAAGCAGAAGCACAAAAAGCGGCCGGAGUCCCCCAGCAGCCUCCCCCCAGCACCCGUGGCCGUGGCUGCCGAGAAGGGCUCCGGUGGCCACCACGAGGCCACCAAGGAGAGCUCGGAGGUGGCCAGGGCAGAGGCCAAGGGCAGGAAAUCCUCGAGCCACGGCAGCAGCCACAAGGGGAAGAAGACGGGAAGCGGGAAAAGCUCCGGAGGCUUUGGAUCAGCCCCACCUGGAGGAACCUUCCAGACGGCCGGCUCCUCCUGCGGCCUGCCCGGCUCCCAGGACUUCACGCCCUUCCCCAAGCUGGAGCAGGAGGAGGAGAAGUUCCGCAAGGCCGCCAGCUCCAGCUCCUCCUCGCACUGCUCGCCGCUCUCCGAGGGCCCCAAGGCCGACGUCUUCGAGCAGAAGGUCAUCUUCUCCGGCUUCGGCUCCAUCAUGCGCUUCUCCACCUCGGCCGUGGGCCAGCCGCGAGCCCGGGACGCCUCCCCCGUGGACUACAAAGCCUCCAGCACCCUUGGUGGCCCUUCGGGUGGCACGGGUGGCACCGCUGGCGCCGCCGGGAGCGGCCACAAGCGGAUGCCGUCGCUGGGCGCCGAGGAGGGAGAGGUGCUCAAGGAGAAGAAGCACAAGGGCAGCAAGAAGAACAAGCACGGCCCCGGCAGGCCCAAGGCGGGCAAAGGCAAAGAGGUUUUGGGGGCCCAGCUGGCUGGGUCCACCUCCACCUCCUCCUCUCCCUUCUCCGGGGGAUCCCUCGUCAGCUCCAGCAUUGGGAAUUCUUCCCGGAGCUUCAGCCACCCCGGGAGUCUGCCCAGCCUCAGCAUGGAGUCGCCGCUGCUGGGCUCAGGGAUCUACACGAGCAACAAGGACCCGAUCCCGCUGGGCGCGGCGCUGCGGGCGGUGUGCAGCACGCCGCUGCCCUCGGGGCUGCUCCCGCACCAGGGCGGCGCCGCCCUGCCCCAGCUCAGCCGCUCACCCUUCGCCAGCUCCAUCCCCGCCUCCUCCUCCUCCGCCGGCUCCACCACGCAGGUGUUUUCCCUGGCGGGUUCCACUUUCAGCCUCCCUUCCUCGCACAUUUUCGGGAGCCCGCUGACGUCCGGGCUGUCGCUGAACCCCCUCCUGAGCCAGCCGGAGAGCAGCCGGGCAGAGCCCGACCUGGAGGAUUGCGGCUUCGGCUGCCGAGGGACGUCCCCGCAGGAGAGCCUGUCCUCCAUGUCCCCCAUCAGCAGCCUGCCGACCCUCUUCGACCAGACCGUGUCGUGCAGCAGCAGCGGGCAGCUGGACAGUGUCCCGCAGGCCACCCCCAACAUCGAGCAGCUCCUGGAGAAGCAGGGCAACGGCGAGGCCGGGGUGAACAUUGUGGAGAUGCUGAAGGCGCUGCACUCGCUGCAGAAGGAGAACCAGCGGCUGCAGGAGCAGAUCAUGACACUGACGGCCAAGAAGGAGCGGCUGCAGCUGCUCAAUGUCCAGCUGUCCGUCCCCUUCCCCGUGGUCACCAGCAGCAAUGGCCCGGGCAGCCAGGCCCAGUACAUCCUGCCUGCCAACGUCUGCACCAGUGACUCCCUGAGCAUCAGCAAGAGCCCCCCGUGCAAGAACAGCUUUGGCAUUGAGAACUCGCUCUCCACAUCCUCCGAGGACCCUCACUCAGGCUGUCCCAGCAGGAGCAGCUCCUCCCUGUCCUUCCACAGCACCCCCCCGCCCCUGCCCAUGCUGCAGCCCAGCCCCGCCUCGCUGCCCCUGCCCGGGGCGCAGCAGGUGAACGGCCUGGCCCGGGCGGCGGGCGGGGGGCUGGUCGGAGCCUCGGGGGCCAGCCACGGCCUCUCGGCGGUGCCCAUGGUGGACGGCCUGCUGGGCAGCCUGGCCGGAGCCCAGCAGAUGCCCCUCAACGGGAUCCUGGGGAGCCUGAACGGAGCGCAGCCCGCCCCGCCUCCGAGCGCGGCCCCGGCCCUGCAGCUCUCCACCAGCCUGAGCAGCGUGGCCAGCCUGAGUCCCCUGACGGAGCAGCAGCGGCACGUCCUGCAGCAGCACGAGCAGCAGCUGCAGCAGCUGCAGCAGCUCCUGACUUCCCAGCCGCUUAACCCAGAGCAGCAGGCGCUGGUGUUCCAGAUGAUGCAGCAGAUCCAGCAGAAGCGGGAGCUGCAGCGGCUGCAGAUGUCGGGCUCGUCCCAGCUGUCCCUGCUGGCCGCCACCUCGGCCCCGCUGCACCCCAGCCCCGGCGCGCUGCUGACCUCGGCCGCGCCCAGCGGUGGCUCCCUGCUGGCCUCGCUGUCCCCGCAGCAGCUGAACCCCGGCGGGGCCCUGCUGGCCCCCCAGGCCACCCCCCCGCUGGGCUCGGGGCCGGCCAUGGCCCCCAACCCCUUCCUGAGCCUGCAGCCCGACGGCAGCACCCCAAAAGGAACGCCCCUGGGUGACAAGGGCGCUCCCCUGGCACAGGACAAGGGCUAGGAGCCCCCCGGCCCGAGCCCGCAGCCAAUCCUCUCCCGGGGACCGGCGGAGCCCGGCGCUCCAGAGGAGCCGUCACCGCCCUGGUGCCACCAGGAGCAAAGGUGGUGUCACCUGUCCCCUGCUCCACCUGCCGCAGGGAACUCGGUGGAUCCUGCUGGGAGCGUGGGGAGCACCAGACGCCCCCCAGAGCCUCGGGGAAGGACAUGGUGGCACCUGGAGGUGCCCGAGGAUGUGACCGAGGAUGUGGCACUGCUGGAGAAAGAACAUGUGGUGGCACCUGGCAGUGUCCCAAGAGCCAGCACUGGAUGUGGCACUGCUGGGCAAGGAUGUGAUGUCACCUGGCGGUGUCCAAGGAUGUGGCCCUGGAUGUGGCACUGCCAGGGGAGGACGUGGUGGCUGUGCCCAGGUGGGGAUAUCCAGAAGAAUUCCCAAGCUGAGGUUUCCCUGCUUUUCCCACUGGGCUUUGCUCCAGCUGGAGGCUGAUCCAGCCUGGAAGGACAGAUGGAUGAGGUGGACAGGAGGUGGCACCACCUGGGAGGACGUUGUCACCUGUGCCAGCUGACGGAGGGGCUGGACUGUGCUUCCCUCCCGGAAUUCCCAAAGGCCAGUGUCUCAGCUGGGGCCGCAGCCAGGAUUGUCCAAGGUCAGGAGCUCCUGGACCUGAGAGAGAAUUCCUGGACCAGAGUUCGGAGAUGAAAAUCUUUGUGGGGAGGAGAAUUCCAAUUCCGGUCCCUGCGUUUUCGUGCCCACCACAAAUCAUUCCCACAAAACCACAUUCUUCCACUGGUCUUGGGAAGAGGGAUCUCCAAGGAGUGGGACAGUGACCACAGUCCUGAGCCUGGGAUAGCAGAACUUCCAUUGUUCUCCACCUUUUGACCUUGAUUCCAUCUCCAGCCUGGAAUAUCCACUAGGAAUUGGCUUCCUCUGAGCUGGGAUGGAUGGAUGGAUGGAUGGAUGGAUGGAUGGAUGGAUGGAUGGAUGGAUGGAUGGAUGGAUGGAUGGAUGGAUGGAUGGAUGGAUGGAUGGACAGAGCAACUCUGGGAAGGGGAACACCAACACCAAACACACCAAUGCCCCUCCUUCCCUCAUCCCUAGUAAAUCCGGAGCUCCUGGGAAUGCUCCAGCUGACGGAAGCUCCUUUGGGAGAGCCCCAAACCCCAAAUUUUGGGACUUUAGUGCCGUGUUCAGCACAUCCCCACUGCCCUUCCUGCUUUGCACUAUUCCCGUUAUCAGCAAUGGGGCUGCGCUGAUCAUACUGGCCAAGCUCAGCCCAGGCAAAAUCCUCCACUGAAUUUCCUUUUUUUAAUGCUAAUUUUAUUUUAUUUUAUUUGUUUUUUCCUAAGAUUCACACCACGAGGGUUGUCUUAAAAAAAAAAAAAAAAAAAAAAAGCAAAAAAAAAAACCAAACCCUUUCUGCUCCCAGCUUGGAGCUCUGAACUGGACAGAGCUGCUGGCUGCUCAGAAAUAGAAAUAUAUAUAAAUAUAUAAUGGGAUUUAUCUAUCCAGAGGUUUUAACGAGCUUAGUAAGCUGUUGGGGAGCCCCAUCCUUUGGGAUCCCUGUCCCCAAACCUGCUCCGGCACAAUUCCUUUCUUGCACUUUGAAAUUCCUUUGGAUUUUUCUCUUUUUCCCCCCACCCUGAGCUGGGUUGUUCCCCCUCCCUCAGCACCCCUGGAGGUGCCACCCAAAAUCCUCCUGGCACGGGGACACCCCUGGCACGGGGACACCCCUGGCACGGGGACACCCCUGGCACAGGGACCCCAGGUCCUCCCUGCCUCCCUCCUGAGGAGCCUCGGGCGUGGCAGCGACAGGGAAGGCAAACUUAGUCCCAAAUUGGGGCUAAAAUGCAGAAUUUUGGGGCUGUCCCCCAGCCUGUUUGGGUGUGGGGUGGCUGCGCCUGCCAUCCUGCAGAUCCUUGGGAUUUGGGAACAGCCAAAUCCCAGCUUUGGGCCAGCAGAGAAUGGGCAGGGGGCUCUGCCAGCUGGGCAUGGCCAGGAGUUGGGGUUUUCUUUAUUUUAUUUUAGUUGAGUUUAGUUUUUGCUUUUUAUCACAAAUCCCAAAUCCCUGCAGUGUUGCCCGUGGCCUCCAGCCCCAUCUGCAACCCCAAAGACCCCAAAGUUGUCCCCAAAUGUCCCAGUUGUUCCAAAAUCCAGCCCCAGGGGAUCUGGAAAGUGCGAGGAGCAGGGAGGGAGGGCAGGGAAGGGAAUUGAUCCCCCAGGACACCCAAAUUCCGAGCCAGGAUCGCCCCCAGUUUGGGGCUGGUGCCCAAAUCCCUGGACAAGCCCAGGACAGCCAAGGGGGCAGUGAGAGGCACUUAGGGGUGAAUCCAGAGGCUGGAAAUGCUGGAAUUGGCUCCUGUGGGAAUGUCUGGGGAGCCCAGGCUUUGGAAGAGGAAGGAAAUCCAGGAAUUUGGGUUUUUUUAGGCAGGAUCACAACCAGGGGAACUGGAUCCCUUUGGAUCUCUGGGAAUUCCCUCUGGAUCUCUGGGAGUUCCCAGAGCUGGAUCCCUCCGGCUCCCUGGAAUUCUGGGAUUUGGGGAUCAGAGACAGAAAGCACUUACACCUCUCCCUGUGCUCAACCUUCCAAAGGCUCCCAAACCCCAGGAAUUGUCACCUCUAGCCACCCCAAAUGUCCCUUGGGCAGAGCAGGGAGGGGGAGCUGGAAAAUUCCGGGUGAAUCCCUGUGGAAAAAUAAAAACCGGGAGUGCAGGGGAAGGAAAAGGAGAAAAAGGAAAAGCUAAAGAUGAUCCGUGUUUCAGUUGCACUGGGGUACGUUUCUUUACCCGUUUUGAUGCUCUCAUUUAGGAUCGUUGCAUGUGUCCUUUUGUGUUUUUUCUUUAUUUUAUUCAUUUUUAGUUGUUGGGUUUUUUUUAAUAUUAAAUGAAAGAGAAAAAAUGUGUAUAUUUUUGGCAAUUUAAGGUAAUGUAGCUAAGAUAUAUUUUUUUCACGCUGCUUGACUGGUCUUUAUGAUA
This is a messenger RNA of Serinus canaria (Common canary), 7730 nucleotides long. RefSeq names its product MLLT6, PHD finger containing (gene MLLT6). Gene Ontology annotation, molecular function: nucleosome binding; histone binding. The record is from RefSeq and is a predicted model, not a curated record. The transcript has 20 exons. Gene Ontology annotation, cellular component: nucleus. Bases 1621 to 4761 code for a protein of 1046 amino acids. Gene Ontology annotation, biological process: regulation of transcription by RNA polymerase II. NCBI's taxonomy places the organism in Eukaryota, Metazoa, Chordata, Aves, Passeriformes, Fringillidae.